CGCACCCUCAUUCGCUGUACGCUGUCACGAGCGUUCAAACUUUCACAAGGACACGAAGGGCCCGCGAUCACUUGUAAUUACUAUUGCCCAGUGGAUCCGCAAUACAAAGAGAGAAAUCUCUUAUUUCAUAAAAUUUUUCCCCUAACAUAGAAACUAAAACUUAGUGAACGAUGCUUAAAUGUCCUGGCCGUCGAAGCAUAUAAUUAUAUUAAAAUGGCAGCAACAGCCGACCAUUAAGGCAGCAGUAAAUGUUGACGUCACAGCUAACCAACAAGGUGUGGCGUAACCACCUUUAACCAGUGAGUCAACAACAGUACAGUACAUCAACAUCGAGCACUAAGUCAACAGUGGAAUAAGCGGAGGAAGGUGUAGAAACAAUUGUUUAUUGAACAGUAGAUAAGAUACAACAUAAUGGCGUGACGACAUGCCUUACCCCGCCCCCCACACCACAGAUUACACACCUCUGCCUCAUUCCCGUCAUAUUUAUAUCAUCAUUAAUGAUAAAAUUGAUAACAAUGGCGAUCACUAUUUACUGAGGUCGGCAACUCGGACAGAGGAGGUGACCCAAUCUCCUGCCAAGAGGACAGGGAUGUGCCCAGGGAAACGGGGUACCUGCCUCCUCUUUUAUUUCACUUCCUUUAUGAACUUGCUUAUAUCACUUUUUGAAGUCUGAAUGAAGUUACAGUGUCAAAAAUAAAGUGAACUGGCUGAGCCUCGCAUCUUAACUUCGUGGGUGUCCCUGCCCCUGAAGACUGGCGUAUUAUCUUGUUAAAGCAUACUAAACAGUAUAUCGAUUUACACUAAAAUUCAUUUUAGAAGAUAGGGUGGUAAUGAAUUAUAUAUAAGUUCGAAAGUAUAAACUGACUAUAUAUGCGUUAUAGGGAUAUUUGUGAGUCUGCGACGCAGUGAUGAUUUUUUUUUUAAAUACCAAUGAUGUGUACACAAUUAUGAGCAAUCAUGUAAAUGAAACAUAUACCUUUACGCAUGGAUACCAUCAUUACAAGUACGAGCCUAACUUUACGAAUUUUUAUUUAACCUUACUGAAGUAAGAUUUGGUCGUGUUGAGAUAGGGAAGCUCGUUUUAUAGGUACUGUAAUAAAAUGGGUUUUACCAUUAUAAAGUUUUUGUUUGUAUGGAGUGUUCACAAAUACUUAUCCCCAUAUCGCAAGAAUCCGUUUUAUUUCUUUCUGGCUAACCCUGGAUGAUUUUAUUCAACCGAGAGAAACCCCUCAUGCCCCAUAAUUAUUGUACUCUACAGUUUUAUGUUUGAUCUUUCCAAUUCUUAGGCUCAGUGACGGUUUGUCAAAAAAGGAAUCUGUUGACUCGAUGGAGGAAUUUACUUCUCCCAAAGAAAAUAUACAGUCUCAGGGAAAUUUGAUCAUACGCAGUGAUGUUAGCUUUAAUAAAUGUGUAAAUGUAUUUAUUUAUUUAUUUUGUAACGAACGGUGAUUCAAUACAUUAAAUGGUUUUCGAAUACUGUACCUUAUUGGAGCAGGUUCGGAUACAUUCAGGAGCCAGUAGUACCAGUACAUGCCCAGUACUUGCCAACAGUGCGUAACAGAGACGUGACCGACCGCCCAAGCGGCUAACGAGCCCGUCAGUGGCGAAGAGGACAAAAAAAAAAGUAGUGUUUUGUCCAUCUCUAAAUGGGUCGGUGGAAGCCAUCACUCGGCUUCUCAUCCGCCCGACAGCAAGUUUAAGUCUGCCUUCAAGGAGUGAUUCAUUUAUUGUUAGUUCAAUGAUUUAUACCAAGUUGGUAGAUAAUAAUCAAGACGCUUUGUAGCGUACGUUAAAAAGCAUACGGGACAUUUUGUCAUUGAAUUUCUUUCUUGAUAGAGUUGUAUGGAUAUUUCAACUACAAUUGUCCCAAUUUAUUAUGCAAAUUACAUAAAUACGAACUACUGUAGUUUCAAAAUAGACUGUUAUUGUGUGAAUCAAAAUUGCUAGGUCUGUUCUUUAAAGGACAAUCUGUCCUUUUAGAGACUUGCUUGUCCUAUAUAAGUGGUUCCCAAACUGGGGGUCCUCACCUAUUCUCUCCUCCUAAAAUUCACUUCAAUCCUCCCUUUAUUCUUCCCCUGUACCUCCUUCCCCCCUGUCACUCGCCAUUGAUUGAUUGGGGGGCGUGAGGUGGGUACAGGGGAGGCGUGAAGCCAUCUGCCAAAAUUUGUUAUUUUUUGCUCAAAAAGAAUAUAAUGAAAAAACUGUUUCAGGGUUCCAGGAGUUAACUCUCUCUGUUUGAAUCUCCCACACAUCCGGGCAAAACCAAAGUAUAGCAGUCACCCCUAUCCGUUUUCUAUCAUUUCAUCUCUUUUUUUCCUUACGCGUCUUGUACACGUCAUGGAUACCAUACUGACUCUCACACUACUCACACAACACUACCAGCCACCGAUCCUCCCUCAUCAUCAGUUACUGUAUGUUGUGGUUAUGAGAGGCAGAAAUGUUGAAGUGGCUGAAACACCGCAUUAAGAAGAGGAAUAAGAGUUCCACCUCUGCAUUUGGUAGUAGAGAUAACAACAUUGUAAAUGAUAAUAAUGAUAAAAUUGAGGUGGCAGCUGAAGCAGUUCAAGGUGAGGCAGAAGCUUGUGCUGUUGGUGGUUCUGUGGAAGAAGACACUGUCCAUAUUUUGAAGGUUAAUCCAUUAAUUCAGACAAAUGAACGUUGCUUGCAAGUAUCCGAGAUACAGGAAUUAUACCAUGAAAAUCUCCAAGAUAAGAAUUAUGUCUUUUCUAAAACUGGAAAGGAAACCACUGUAUCUUCUGAAGUGAGUAAAAUACUGCCAGAGCCUACUGAUCAUUUAGAUAAUUUCAUUUGCAAAGUAGACAGAGAAGUAAAUCCUGAGGAUUUACCUAAUGAUGUAGGUUCACAAAUACAGGACAGUGAAAAAUUUCCCAAAGUAGAGAACAGGGAAAUAUCAGAAACUAUAAGUUUUGAUUCAAUAUCAAGUGGUGAAAAAUUGAAAACAAAAGUAGUUCACCAGGCUGUGGGCCACAGAGUACUAUCAGGGCCUCAACAUAAUGAAUCAUCAUCCAUAACACAACAAAAUAUUGAAACUCCUUUACAGGAUAAAGAAUAUAUUCUUGCAGAGCAAGAGAACAUAAGCACAGGAAAUACUUCAUCAGAAUUAAAAAUACCCCAAACCGAGGAUAAGGAAUGGACAAAACAGGAGAUUGGGGAAGUUUCACAGAAAAAAAUAAGAGAAAUUAUAGGUAAUGGUAACUUGCAAUGGGAUGACACUUCUGAAUGUCAUAGCCACACUGUAGAUAAUGGCAAAGAAGAAGUACUUAUUUGCAAGCAAAUGCAUGAAAAUAAAGAGAUUAGUACAGGUUUUUCAUUCAUUAAUAAACCCUUAGGCUCAGAUAGUGAGAGUGGGUCCAUAGAGAUGAAGACAGAGUUGUGUAAUAAGGAAAGUUCCAGCAUAACAACAAACUGUUUUUCAAAUGAGACAAAGGACGUGACAUGUUUGCCACCGUGCAAUAACCAUUUUAACCUGAACAAUGAAAAUGUUGGAGAAGAAGCGUCAACUGCCUGUGAAAAAGAAGAAUUCAAAAUAGUUUACCCAACAAGUAAAAGUAAACUUGAACACUUAACUGUAUCAAAGGAAACACUUACCACAAAUUUGAACAUAGAACUACCUGCUGAAGGUUAUUCAUGUUGGUUUCCUAACCUAUAUUGUCUUCAGUUAUCUUGCCUUUAUAAUCAGCUUGGCAAAUUAUGUACUGUUUUCAAUUCUCGAUUCAUAUUAACACAUGUCAAAGAUGCUCCUGUGCUUGUUAGCUUUCUUAUUGAGGAUUCAGAAGUACCACGUGGAUGUUUGUUUCUUUGGAGAGGGGACAAAUGCUUUGUCCUGAAUGAGCUUCCGGAUGGUACUGAAGUCUGUUUUGAUGCAGUUGCAAGACCAAAUGAAAGGAAGUACACUGCUAUUGUUAUUUGGCAAGUUACUAAGCCUACAUUAAGUGUUGAGCCAUGCCUUCAUUCUUAUGUAUUUGUUGAAGAGUUGCGAGAUCUGAAGGUGAACAUAAUAGUAGUUCUCAAGGAAAUUGGGGUAGUUAGUACUGUCAUUGGAGGUGAGACUCAAAAAGCAAUCUUUCGUAAUAAUGUUGUCUACAUCCAUGGUAAGAAGGCUGAAAGAAAAGCUGACGUACAGAAACUCUGUGAAAAUAAUUCUCAACAUCUGUUAGCAGACAUUUGUAAGCUUGUAAAUGUUGAUUCUUAUGGCACACCAACUUAUAGCUUUGUGUGCUCUUGCAUAUGGUUAGGCUGUAAGCCAAUCCACUCCUGUGGAGAAACAAUCUUGAGACGGUUUACCCUUUAUGAAAAAGGAUGUGGCAAUUAUGUGGAAAUGAAACAACAGUCAUACUUGUAUUUUGAGGCAGAUGUUAAAUUGAGUAUAAGUAAGAAGGGCUAUAGUCUUGAAUAUAAAAAAGGAGAAGAAAAAAUUCUAAUUCCUUGCUCAGACAAGACAAUAUAUUAUGGUAAUAAAAGAGUUAUACCUACUAAUGGAGGAAAAGUGAAGGCCCACAUUAGCCAUCAAGUCAGUAAAAUGGGGGAAUUUUUGUGGAAAGUUUUAAUGGUCCAGGUUCCUGACACAUCACUAGUCAAGACUGGGUCAGAAAGUUCCAACCCUGUAUAUGGGUGUGAAGCAACAAUUACAGAAACGGGUGCUGCCAUAAUAUCCAAACAAGAAUACCUUUUACCUCAUUCACAGCUGAUUGGUGGCUCUCACCUGAUGGCAGGAAAUGUAGCAAAACACACAAUGGAGUUAGCGGAGAACAAAUUUGAUAUAAAUGAGUUGAAAAUAAAACCAGUUGUGGAAGACACUCACUCUAAUUUAGGAACCUCUGAUAAUAAAACUAAAUCAAAUCUAGGCAAGGCAGCCUCAGACACAGCAGAAAAGGACUUUGUUAAUGAUAUCCAGAAAACUUCUCCUCUUGACAAAAACUUGCUAAUGGACAGGCCAAUUGAUCAAACUUUAAUGAAAAUAAUUAAGAAUGAGCCAGAAGAUAUUCCACUUGAAAGGGUAUUACAGUCAAAUUGUAACUGUAUUAGUGAUAAAGGGGAAGAUGAAAAGGAGGUGGCUAACUUAAGUGUGUCUAACAAAAUUGAUUCACUUAUUAGAGACACUACCACGGAAAGUCACACCAAUUUAACAAAGUUGUCUUGUAAUUAUGAGACUGAUGAUCAUCCAAAUUUGCUGAUGAAUUGGUGUGGAGAACUGUAUUGGAUACCUGACUCUAAAGUUUUCAAGAUAUUUACUGAAGUAAAUGGGAGACCUCUUGAAUUGUUUGCGGGUCAAGAACUUUGGUGUGCUGAGGGUGCUAGUUUUUUCAAAGUUUGUAAACAUAUUAAAGGUUUACUAGUAUAUUUUGAUGCCAUUUUUGGUAACAAUGUACCAAAUGGCUCCUGUUUAGCUGCCUUGUGGGUAGGGAAGAAGCCAUAUAAAGUCUUUGAUGGAAAAAUAAUACAUUUCUAUGAUGUACCUGGUAUUUAUUGUGGUCAAGAUGGAAAUGAUAUGAAAUUCUGUGUGAGUCUUGAAGACUGUGUUACUACUAUUACCACCUGCAGUACUGAUAGAAUUUAUACAGCAGAUGGCAAGCCCUGCCCGUCAAUUCCAUUAAAUUUCUCUCUGUUUCUCCACCUCAAAAAAAUUUUAAGUGGUGGCCACACAGUUUGGAUGACACCUCUUAUAGUUUUUCAAGAAUGCUUAAAUGCCAAAAAAACGAAAGAACUACAAAGAUCAGCAUUAAUACCAAAGACAGUAACUCAGCUUGACCUCUCAUCUGUAAGACCAGCUUCAAACAUUUCGGAAAAUCGGAGUGGAGAUCUUUCUUUGGAUAGUGUAUCACUAAGCAGUCAUGAUUCUUCAGUGCAGCUCGGUCGUACAUUGGGGGCAGAUUUGCCUCGGUACAUUAAGAACUUUGCUGGAAUGUUAAUGCUUAAUGAACUUAAUGAAAUGGCCCUGUUCUGUUUCUCCAGUGGUACUGCAUUAUGGAUUUCAAUUCCAAAGAAUGGAUGUGUGUGUGCUGAUGGCAGAACUGUCAGUUUUGAAGAAAUUCCCUUGGGUACUGGGCUUAUGUUUGAUGCUUUCUGUGAUAACACAACCAGUUUGAAGUAUGUUGCUGUUAUUGUAUGGAUUGGAAUUAGACCCCAUCAUGUUGAAUGUGAUGAUGGCACAAAGUAUUUUUAUGAUAAGAAAGGUACAUAUUGUGGUGCUACUGAAAAUAAGAAGUCUGUGAAUUUACAGUUAAAUUUGGGAGGUAGAAUUCAAACUAUUACUUGCCAGAACACAGAGCAUAUCAUUUUGCCAGAUGGGAACACUGGUGUUAAGGAUUUGAUGUGUGGAAGCAAAAUAAGUGCACAUCUGAAAUUAAACGUGACAGAAGAUGUAAUGGUAAUCCUGUUCAUAUUUACUGAUGAAGAUUCCUGCUCAUACAAGCAGCCACAAACUUACAAUGAAUGGAAGAUAUCAAAUAAAGAAAACAGUGCUGCAGAUGAUACUGUAGGAUCUCAAAAUUACUUGAUGUCAGAGAAUGGUGAAGUCCUUGAAGAAACACCUGUUGAAAAUAUUGAAUGUAUUCAUGUUGAAUAUCUAACCCUUGAGGGCAGUGUACUUCAGUUGUCAAUGUGUUUGACCUCUUUCUUUGAAUGUGAUAUUGAAAAUAUACUUAUAAAUACAACUGAUGUACUUCAUUAUAACUGUAGAAGUUCUAUGGAUGGUAAUAAGAAGAGUUACCUUCUUGUUUGUUUGGAAACUAAUGAAAUAACAAGAGAGUUAAUUUAUCAUCCUUUAAUACUAUGGCAUGGCGAAAGAAAAGGUUAUCCUUAUGUUCUUUUGAACCAGAAGAUAAGUUUGCUUGAUUCAGAAAAUAAACUACAGGUACUUGUUCUUGGUAGUGUCCAGAAUGAUGCUGUCGAAUAUUGUUCUUUUGAGAAAAAUUGUGCAUUUACAAGCAAGUCCAAGUGGAAUGUCAGUGAUUUCUGUACUCAUGUGAAAACUGAAUCAUUGCCUUGUCAUAUAGUUGUUGAAGACAGCCGACCGGUAACUACUGCUGGACUUGUUGUAACGAAAAAGGUUCUCCUCAUCACUAGUAAUGUAAGACUAGCUUUAUCUUCCAUAAACACCUUCAGAUGUACUAAAACUGAGUUCAACAUGGUAUCCUCUGACAGUUAUAAGGUUCAAGAAUUAAUUCAGAUAUACGAGGAAAGAAGAAAUAAUGCUUUUCUGUGUAAAGGAGGUUACAAAUAUCACUUGUAUAGUUUUAAAUUUGACAAUGAGUGUGAUAUGAAAAUUUUAGGGGGGUGCCUACAGUUUUACACAGAGAGUAAUGGUUUUAUCUUGUGUGGGAAGAAAAAGAGUCUGGCAGUUUGUCAUAUAGCCAACAUAUACUUCCGAGGCAGAAAUAUUACAUCUUGGAAUGAUAUUGACAAAAAAUACUGGAAAAACUUUUUUGCUGUCACCUUUCCAUUGGAAGAAGUAAUUAGGAUCAAUGGUAGAUAUGUAGAUGCCAUGGCUGUAAUGGCAUGGUCAUGUAGUGGACCCAGUGUACUUACAGUACAUACCUGUGAUGUACAUGAUCCAGUUGUAUUUGUGUAUAAGAAUGAAUGUGCACAUAACCUGGUUAGUAAGCUUUCAGAAGAGUUAUCUUUAUGUGCAUCAUCUCAAAAAAGUAAUGAAAAAUAUGAAAAUACUAAUGUAAAGGAAUUACAGGCCUUAGACUGCAAAGAAGGAAGCAACAUUUUCAGUUUCCAUGACCAAAUAUUACAGUGUUGUGGCUUAAGGAAGACCACUGGUGAAGUUAAAUAUUUUGAUGAGCAUUUAGUUGUGUGCACCAGUAAACUGAAUGAAAUGGUUUGGUGUCACUUGUCUGAUUUUUACAUUAAAGAUGCAAAAUGUGGUGUCAUUGAAGAUCUAAUGCAGCUCAAAAAACAGAAAUGCUGUCUCAUAGUAAUACAUUCUCCUGCUGUUGUUCUUGGAGGGAAAACAGUAGAUUUAAAAGCUGUAUUGGGAUUUAUUGAACCAGUGACAACUCUCCCAGGAAUUCAUAAUUGUAGUGACCACAAUGGCAUUUUGUUGAAGAGUAUUAUUGGGGAAGAAUUGGCUAUUGCACAGGAAGUUUAUAAUGACAUUCAAAUACUUUGUGAACAAUCUGAUGAGUGUGCUGCUCAUCUCCUUGACAAUAUUUGUAACAGUGGAAUUGAUAAGGCAUUUUUGUCAUCAGAUACCAUGAAUGCCAGAAGCCACAUACAAUGCACAGGAGUCCUUGUAAGUGUUAAUGAUACAGACCCAAACAAGGGUGUGGUCAGUGUGCAGCAUCAGGGAAAAGAGUACUACAUUUAUGUGCAUCAUCACAACUUCCUUGAUCAAAACAAAGCCUUAAUGCUGCAUAAUUUUAUUGGUUGUCCUCUCAAAUUGAUGCUUAAAAUUUCUAAGGCUUCAAAAGAAUGUAGUAAUUUCAGAGUUGUUUUGGCAUGGAGAGAUCUUGCCAUUCCUUCUGUUCUGUCUCCUGAUUCAACAAAUAAAUUCAAAUUAUGUGGACCAUCUUCAAGGACAGAGGGGAUUUGCUGUCCAAGAGCCUUUGUAAUCAAACAUUUUGAUCAUGUGUGCACAACAAGUUUGUUUAAGAUCUUGGAGGGAAAAAAGAUGAAUUCUCAUCUUGAGAGUAACAAAGUGUCUUUCAUAUGUUCCCAAGGAGAAAAUAAUUUGGAAGUACAGGUAUUGUGUUGCAAAGAUUCUCUUAAAACUCUGAAUGGAAGUUCAAGUGAUGAUGACAGUCCAUGGUGUAUAUUGGUACAGUUACCAUUAGAAAAGGACUUGUGGGAAGGUGUAGGAGCAUGGAAAGGCAAUGUUGAUAAUAUAAUUGUUCAGGUGUGUGACAUUCACAAAGCUCAGCUUUUGGAUGUGACACUUCUUAAAAGCAGCCAAUGUGAUAACAUUUCCCAUAUGGCAGAGUCAGUUCCAGUUCGAAGAAAAUAUAAUAGUGAGUCAGUGUAUAAUAAACCAUUGGAUUCACCAUGUUUAUGUGGAAUAUCCAGUGCAGUUCACAGAAGUGAUCCAUCCCUGAAUAUAUCACAAGCAGCAUUUUCCACAUCCAGAGAUCACAGUGAUGUGAGUUUUGGAUCUCUCCACACUUGGUUGAAUUGCACAUCUCUAAUAAAAAAGUGUGGAGGGAUCAGCCAUGCUGUGUCCAUUGGAGACAGCAACUGUGGAAAAUUUGUGGCAGAUUUGGAUGUUCAACAAGAUCGACACUCUCCUGCUGUUAUGUUACCUAACGAAUAUGAAAAUUUGCAAAACAAAACUCUCCAAACUAACAAAACGGUUGAAAUUAAAGUCCAGCAGUCUUCUGUCAGUAGGAUAGUUGAUGAAACUGAUUUGAAAUUGUCUGAAGUUCAUCUUGCCAAACCAUAUUUAGGUAUACAUAAUGAGUAUGCCAAAAACUCCAUAUCAGAUAUGAAACUUCAGAAAAAAUCAGAACAGUCUAUAGAAGGCCAUUCCUUGUUACCCAAAAGUAUUAGAGUACCAGAUGGUCCGUGUUUCAGCACUGAAGAUGAAUUGCAUCCAGAAGAAUCUGAUGAAAAAGAUAAAGAACUGCAAUCUAUACUUGUGUUAGAUAAUGAACCACAAACUUUAAUAGGUUGCUUGUUUAGUUCCAGUUAUUCCACAUAUGGCAUCCUGAGAAGUGGCAGUGGAUAUAUACUGUUUACAAGGGAGUUAGUCUACCAUAACCAUCGUAAAAUAAAGGCAAAUAAGACACUAGAAGAAGCUUUAUCAUUGAAGUGUGUCAAUUCUGUAAUUGUGAAACUUAAGCAACCCAUUGAGAUAUUAACAUGCCAGGUUACUAAUAUUGCUCUGUUGGUAUGGACUGGGAAUAAGCCAUUAACUUUUGAAUAUAAAUAUGAGGAAAUCUUUGACAUGUACAGAAAAAAAUGGAAGGUAGAACAACAUACGGUGCCACAAAAAAAAGUUUCAAAUGCAUCCUCAAAGUCAGUAAUCGGUAAACACGGGGAAGAUGAUAAAACUGCAAGCCAUCAACACCAGGUGAAGGACAGGAGCCAGCACCCUACCAAUGAAACACAGCUUUGGAACACAAAGGAUACAACAAUGGAUGAAACUGUGAAUUUUAGAGAGUUUGAUUUAUUAAUGAAAGAUAAGGAAAUGAUUUUCAAGGAAGAUCCAUAUGCAAUUUCAUGGUGUUAUCUACUUUUAGCGGACAAUGAAUUUGCUCUACUGAAUGCUAACGCUAGAAUAGUAAUUGUUCAGAAAAAGAACUUCUACAUAGAUGGUUUUAAGUUACCACCAUCUUAUCCCCUGUCUGCAUGCCUAAAAAAUGUAGACGAUAUUAAAGCCUAUAUUGUUGGACUGAAAAACCCAAUAUGUACAAAACGGUAUGUCAUUUCAGAUAUUGCCCUGUUGGCUUUUGUACGUAAGAUGCCUCAAGAGGCAGAAGGAAUCCUUAAAGGCUGGGAAAAACGAGUAGGAAAUCUGUCAGCCCAGAGUUUUCGAGGUUUACCAAGGAACUUGCCAAGUAUUACAGUUCCUAAAACACUUGAAACUAAAUCAGCAAAUAUAUGGCACCUUAUGGGACACUCUGGAAUUUUAGAAGUGAAAAGUGAAAUGUCAGAGAAGACAUUUAGGGUCUUUUUUAAUAAAGAAAACGUCUUUAUCAAUAAGAAACCGAUACCUGAAAUUUAUUCUCUUGCAAGGAGUUUGGGUCCGCUGAAAGCUGAAACCUGGGGAUGUUCAGCCCGUUGGAUGCCUCAUAAUAAACUCAAGAAAAUCUGUGGUUUUGAGGUUCACUAUUUAGCAAAUAUUGUUUGGUAUGGUGAGAAACCUUCAAAAAAUGAUAAACAAACUGAACCUGGGAAGCAAUGUAAACAAGAACAAGUGUUGCAGCAAAAUGCAAAAUUGCCUGGUAAUAUUGCUGCCGCAUCAGGAGAAACAGCUUCAUCUCUAUGCAGUCUACAAAGUGAUGGAUUAGCCCACCUGGGCACAGGCCACCGACCCACAUCGGGGCCUGGGGGCAAAAAUGAAAUACAUGGAUUUAGAAAAUCAUGCAAAGAAACUGAAAAAACGGAGUCAGUGGCAGCAAGAUUGAGGAAACAAAUGCAGAAUAUUCAGGAAGGAUCUCAAUUAGUUCAUCCCUCAACUGGAGCCAAACAAAAAAUGAAACAAAUUAAUGUUUUGUCUUUGAGCAACAAUAAAAAUAUGGAUGUUCCAAGAGGCCAUAUUGUUGAUCUUCGUUGUCAAGUUGGUCAACUAAGGUUAGAAAGCGGUGAUCACGUGUCCUUCUCAAGAGAAAAGUGCUUCUUAUACGGAAUCUGCCUAAAUAAGGUGGACCUACGGCUUGUAUUGUCAGUUGAGAUGGAGGUUGACUAUGAGCUUACUGAUGACAUGAAGGAUGUGAAGGGAGUGUGGGCAGGAAGUACUUCACCUCUUGACUCAAUAAACCUUCUCCCAAAACUUAGAGCAUGGUGUGAAGUUUACAGUGUACCACACGCUGCUGCUGAUUUACUGAUGAUGGAGGCUGGUGGGCUGCCGUCCUGUUUUAACCCUACAAUUGAUUUAAAUGAAGAGAAAGAAGUGGUGGAACUAUAACAUAUCUUAAAGAGCAACACAGCUUAUACUUUUUUCAAUUUCAUGUAUGGUAAAUUGUGAAAAACAGCUGAGUAGUCAUUGGAUCUUGAUUGUUCCAUUGUUAAUAUUCAACAAAUAAUGUGCACUGAUUAUUUUAAGUAUUACUUAGUAUAAAAAUGAUCAUAAUUAAUGUACUGUACUUACAUAAUACAAUACAGUAUAAAUUAAAGAAUGAAUUUGGGCAUUUGCUGAACAGAAGUAUGUUAGUUACUCUAGCUGUACUCUAUCAGCAGUACUGUACUUUUUAUUAUUUUUAUACGAUAAUUCCUAAUAGCAUAAUUAAAUCAGUACUGUAAUGUUUUCAUUUACAUUGAACAAACUAAUACGAGUAUAAAGAAUGCAUAAGGUAGGUCAGGAAAAAAUAUGCUUAGUAGCUUAAGAUGUUUGGAAAUUUUUUUGUGUUGAGUGAAAAUCCUAAUUGUUUUAUUCCAUGUGUAGUCAGUGUGGUGAAGUGUCAUAUUAUACUUAAAUUACACUUAAAGGUGCUAUUUUUUGGCUGAUUUAUAUGCACUCACCUUUCACCUUAUAAUACUGAGUUGUCCCAUGAGGCAUGUUAAUAAUGUACAGUGUAUUAGAAUAAGAGUGGGGGAGAGGGGAAUUUGUGCUUCUUUAACUGACUUCAUUUCAUUUAGAAAGGAAAUAGAAAUUAUGUGUGUGUGUGGGGAAGGCAUGAACUCCAAAAAAGGAAUAAAGUAGUCCAACAAAACUUGAUAUUUAAACAUACUACUGUAUUAGAAGAUUUUAGAUCAGUUCAGUAAUAAGUACUGUACAGGUAUUCUCCAUCCUUAUGAUCCCAGUGUUUGACAGCACUACUGAGAGCCUUGGCAAACCGUUGUUUAUACUCUUCUGUCAGUCCCAAGUUAUGAACACCCAACUAACAAACAUCCACACCAAAGAAUGGGAUCCCAUCUUAUUCAUCACCAAAAUCUGGAACUAAAAUCCCAUUUUUUACAUUAAUUUCAUAAUUCUACAUUGUUUAACAUCACUUUAUUUACAGUACAGUAUGUGUAUAUGUACACCCACUAAAAAAUUAUUCGGCACCCGUGUCGUAUUGUAUCAGCCGUAAGGGUGCCCCAAUUUUUUUAUUUGGUGUACAUUAAUUUUGAAGUAUUAUGUACAGUAAUGUUGUACACCAAACAUUACUGUACACCCAAUAAAAAAUUAUUUGGCACCCUUACGGCCUGAUACAAUAUGAGACGGGUGCCGAAUAAUUUUUUAGUGGGUGUACACACACACACACACAACAUUAGGUACUUUACAUACCUGUAAAUCAUCCUGGAUCAUCCAUAAAAUUUAUUUAAAGUACAGUAUAUCAUAGGAAAACACAUUCAGGGAAGGAAAAUGGGCAAAACACAAAAAAUAUUUUUUUUAUUUUGCUCUUCUAAUAACCAUAAGUGUAACAGACUCAACUGUAUGAUGAUCUGUGAUUACAUAAGCUAAAUAAUUUGAUUAGUUAUUGUUUCUUACCAUGAAGUUUUUACAAAUUAAAUGUUUGUGAAAAUGACUGUCAUCGGGACAAAUGACUUUCGGAAAGUUUCCCCUCCAUGCUUUGAGUCUUGCAAAAUAGGCUGUGAGUUAGCCUUAAGAUUUAGGGACCUUCAAAUUUUGUGAUCUAGAAUUAAGGUGGCUAUUUAAUCUUGAGAGAAACUUAUGAUUUGUUUAAAGAGGCUGGAUGUACAAAGAAAUCUUCUUAAAAUGCACUAUUUUAGUCAUAAAUUAAUUUUUCCCUCUAAUGUAUACUGUAAAAAUACAAGUGUGUGUACAGGGGUAUUAACGUUCUCAUAAGAGAGGAUGCAAGGCUAAUUAGUUUUGAUCAUAAUUAAUACAGUACUGUAGUAGUACCAUCAUCAUCAAGUACAGUACACUUUUCUUUUCUUUCAUUUUUUAUUCAGAUUUUGUUAUUGAAAUUAUUAAUUUUAACACCAUUGUACUGUACAUACUACUGUGCUGUGUAAUUGACCUCAGGUUCUACAGCCUUCAUAUGCACAGCCCUUUUCUAGUCUCAAUUAUUGUGGCACCUUUUAUUAUUUUAUUUCUCAUCAUAAUACUGUAAGUGGUUUUUAUCCUCAUUUACCUAAAAUAUUGCAAUGUCAAUUCUGCCUGAUCAAACAACAUAGGGUGACAUGGGAGGAGAGGAAGUGAGUUGCCACAUUCUAGAUACUCACAAUCUCUUUAUUCUAAGGUCAAAUUAGAUAUAUAAUACAGUACAUUAUAUUGUAUUUUUUAUCCUGUUAUUGAAGGUGUUGUAUUAUUUACAAAUGGUUGUACGCCGUAAGAGGCUGAUCAUAAAGGGAUAUAAUAAUGAAUCGGUAAAUACAAAAGCAAUAUUCAGACCUGUGGAGUGUGGCAUCACCCAUUCCCCCAACUGCCUGCCUGGUCACCGAUGUACAGGGGGUAUUCUCUUUGCGGUCUAGAUACACACCUCUCAGUAGGGUUAGAGCAAAUCUGAGUACGUACCUGAACACCACUGUGUUCGGUGAUAUAAUCUUAUCCUUUCCAUUCCAUAGGAAAAUUUUAUAAUUUUAUGCAUUUUUUAAAAACCAUAUACCCGUAGUGUAUUUCCUGAUAUAGAGUUUAGGAAAGUUCUAUUUUUGGAGAACAGCAUAAACCUCUGAUCCUGCCUGGAGGUAAAUUGGAUCUCCAUAGUAUAUUCCUGCAUAGGGUUUUUUUUUAUGUACAUCUUCAUACCCAGUCGUAGGGCAAUUGGGAAUCCUUCAGUAGGUCUGUCAAUUAUGACCCAGUUGUUCAUUGUUAGCAUUUUAGUUGUUUGUUUGUGCAGUUCUUGUGUCGGUCUUUCCCAUUAAGGCUGAGUAACCCAUCAAACUACUAACAUUGUUAAUGUUCACUUCUGACUAGUUUUAUGCCAUUUUUCCCUCACCUUCAUUCUUCACUGUUCCCAUUAUGUCAUUUGAUUUAAGAUCUUCUCUUUCUGCAGAAAAUAUUUGGGGAUUAUUCCCCAUACAGUAAUCUUAUAUCUUGUAAUGUGGCUUCUUGCAUUCAAGUAGGUGACUUCAGGAUAAUGAUUAUUGAACUAUUGGCAAUGGAUUGGGGGUCCACCCUCCUUAUUGUGCAUUUUCUAAAUAAAUUUUUGGCUAAUUCUCAGACAACAUUAAUCACUGUUAUGUUUGCUCUCACCCAGAUAGUAAUACACUUUGUUCUUUCUAAUUUCCUUGAUAAACUGGGAAGUAGUGAAUAGGUUCCUCUUCCUAGGGACAAUGAUGUACAGGCUUUUGUUUUGGUUUGUGGUCAGUACAGUAACAGUUAGAUUCCUAGUUAUCAUAGUGUGCUCACUUUGAAACUACUAGUGCUAAUGGAUCAUUAUUGGAAUGGAUACUUAUAGAGUGUUAAUUGUUAUAAUGAAUGGUGCUAUAUCUGCAUUACCGGAAUAUUCAAGCCAGCUUAUUGUGGUUUGUGGCAUUGAAAGGUCAGUGAUGAUUAUGGCUGUGCCAGUGUGGGUAUAGGCAACCUAUUAGUUAAUGACGUAUAUUUAGCCAGGCCUACAUACAUGUUGAAUAUGAUCAGUCACUAAGUUAAUGCAGCAGAAAACCACAGUGCAGUUAUGCUAUAGAAGCUACUGCAUCACAAAGGUGAUGUCACACUGAAAAUUGCCCUUUUUUUAAGAUUUAGGACUUAAUUUCUAUUUAAUUUUAUUAUAUGUUUUUAUCACCUGUGUAAUAGACUAGCUUGUGAGAGAGACUACCUUCUGUGGUGAAGUAGCCCACUAGCCUCCUAUCCUAUAAUAUCACAGUAUGAGAAACUCGUAUUAAAUCCUAGGAUUUACCUCUCCAAAGUACUGUAAAUGUCUAUUUACCAAGAUAUUUUCAUCCAAUCUUAUUAACUCAAAAGGGGUCUCGAUAUUGUAGCUGUAGUGUAUAUUUUUUUAUAAUUAAAGUAUGAUGAGGAAAAUCAGCAUUCCUGCUUAUUGUAGUCAUUAGUUUACCGGUACAUUUUGUAUCUGAAGCUACUGUUUAUAUAGUUUACUAAUAAAGUUUAUCUUUACAGUACUGUACGUAUAUCAUGCAAAACGGGUCAUGCAGCCUUUAUCCAAAAACCUUGUAACUGAUUGCAUUUCAGUAUUCAAAUAUUUUUGGUAUUUGGAUGCCUAGCUCUACUUACAUUGCAGUAAAGUAAUCUAAGCCUAGGCUAGACUACAUAGGCACUGAUCCAGGCCUUGAAUUCAUGUUCAGCUAAUGUCUGCCAUAUUGUAUCAUUAAAUGACAUAGCAUAAUCACAAAAAUAUACAGUUUCCUCACAAUCCAAUUGUACACGUUGAACCUGUGCAGCUUUUCACAUUCCUUAAGUACUGUAUUGGCAAAAUUUAUUUGAGUGUUUUUAUCCUUUCAUCCAAGAUACCUAGAAAUAUAUGCUUCAUACUCACAGUAGAGCCUGUUAAAAAAAACUUAAACUUUUAUAUGAGACUUUUUGUAUACAGUAAUUUUUUUUUUUUUUAUUAAAUUUGCUCAAUCUGUAUUCUAUAAGGCACUUCAAGUGCUUGCACUGAUUAUUUUAUACAGUACUGUGCUUAUGUAUGUGAAGAACUGUAUUAGACUAAGUAUUAAUGUGCUGGUCAUUGAUUGCAAAUUACAUUGUACUGCACUGUAUUUCAUGAUAUAAGGAAUGUUUAUAUGACAAGGCCUUUUUUUAUUAUUUUCAAUUGUAAUCGUUUUAUGAGUGAAUGUUUCUGCAAUGUGCAAGUGAUUUCCUUUAACAAAAUGAUACUGCAGAAUAAUGGAAUACAAAUAAAUUAAAAAUGAUAAAAAUAA
Messenger RNA from Homarus americanus (American lobster), 16392 nucleotides. RefSeq lists its product as uncharacterized. The transcript is spliced from 7 exons. The coding region runs from base 2438 to 11590 and encodes 3050 amino acids. The record is from RefSeq and is a predicted model, not a curated record. NCBI's taxonomy places the organism in Eukaryota, Metazoa, Arthropoda, Malacostraca, Decapoda, Nephropidae.